This is a messenger RNA of Vespa mandarinia (Asian giant hornet), 2724 nucleotides long. It is a transcript of the gene Smox, whose product is annotated as Smad on X. Gene Ontology annotation, molecular function: I-SMAD binding; DNA-binding transcription factor activity, RNA polymerase II-specific; RNA polymerase II cis-regulatory region sequence-specific DNA binding. The record is from RefSeq and is a predicted model, not a curated record. Gene Ontology annotation, biological process: cell differentiation; anatomical structure morphogenesis; activin receptor signaling pathway. Lineage: Eukaryota; Metazoa; Arthropoda; Insecta; Hymenoptera; Vespidae. Gene Ontology annotation, cellular component: heteromeric SMAD protein complex.
GCUAUGAGAGAGUUUCGCCGCUCGUGCGAGGCUGUCGCGUCGUUCGGUGUAGUUUUCUUUCGCGCCACGGACUUUUCGGGUUUCGUCAUUAUUUUUUUUGCGUCACGCGGGUGACCUCUUUGUUUGCGCACGUCCGUCGCGAGACAAGUUAGAAGGCGUCGUGCGGUUAAAGUUUUUCAAGAAAUAGAAGCUAAUAGAUAUACAGAGAAGAAAAAGAGUGAAGCGUGGAAAGGGUAUAGAGAGGGAGGGAGGAAGGUAGUAAGAGAGCGACCGAAAGACCGAGACAGAGACGGAGAGAGAGAGAGAGAGACAGACAGACAGACAGAGAGAAAGAAAGAAAGAGAGAGACAGAGAGAGGAGAGGAGAGAAAGAGAGAGAGCGAGAGAGAAAGAAAGAAAGAGAGAACGGAAUCCCCGAUGCGGCGGGGUGUCUCGCGCACGUAACGAGCGCAAAUGACGACUUCGAUGUUGCUCAGCUUCAACCCGCCUAUCGUGAAGCGGCUGCUAGGCUGGAAGAAGGCCGAGGGCGAGGACAAAUGGAGCGAGAAGGCCGUCAAGAGUCUCGUUAAGAAGUUGAAGAAGUCGGCGGGUCUCGAGGAACUCGAGAAGGCCAUUACCACGCAAAGCUGCAAUACCAAGUGCAUCACUAUACCGAGUUUUGCCGGCCAUUCUCGUGCCGCGGCACAAUCUAGCCGGGGACGAGACCGUACUCUACAACACCUCCCUCGAGGAGCUGAGCGUCAGCGUACCGGAAAACACGAGCUUCCACGCGACGUUGAAUCAUCAGCAUCACAAUCAACAAAACAUACCGCAAUCCCCGCAACAACAACAACAGCAGCAACAACAACAACAACAACAACAGCAGCAGCAACAGCAACAACAACAGCAGCAACAACAACAACAACAACAACAGCAGCAGCAACAACAACAACAACAACAACAGCAGCAGCAGCAACAACAACAACCAAGCAAUCCAUACCAAGGAAUGCAGGAUCAAUUAUUUCGUCGUUUAAACAGAGUAUGCAGGCAACCAGUCCAGCGAGUGUUGGGAGUCUAGGAAGCGUGCAAGGCUCGCCUCAUCCUACGUCGGGAUCUAUGGAUCCUCCAGCUGAUACACCACCACCCGGAUACAUCAGCGAGGACGGCGAUAACAUGGAUCACAACGAUAAUAUGUCUCUAUCCCGCUUAUCACCCAGUCCUGUAGAUGCCCAGCCCGUAAUGUACUGCGAGCCAGCCUUCUGGUGUUCGAUAAGUUAUUACGAGCUAAACACAAGAGUUGGGGAGACGUUUCAUGCCUCACAACCAAGUAUCACAGUGGAUGGUUUCACGGAUCCAAGUAAUUCCGAACGCUUUUGUCUCGGUUUGCUCUCGAACGUUAAUCGUAAUAGCGUGGUGGAACAGACCAGACGGCAUAUCGGUAAAGGCGUCAGACUCUAUUAUAUUGGCGGCGAGGUCUUUGCGGAGUGUCUCUCCGAUUCGAGCAUCUUCGUGCAAAGUCCAAAUUGCAAUCAACGUUACGGUUGGCAUCCAGCUACCGUUUGCAAAAUACCACCUGGCUGUAAUCUGAAGAUCUUCAAUAAUCAAGAAUUUGCGGCAUUGUUGUCGCAAUCGGUGUCGCAAGGUUUCGAAGCGGUUUAUCAGCUGACGCGUAUGUGUACGAUCAGAAUGAGUUUCGUUAAGGGCUGGGGAGCGGAAUAUCGAAGACAGACAGUAACAUCGACGCCAUGUUGGAUCGAGUUGCAUCUUAAUGGUCCGUUGCAAUGGCUCGACAGGGUACUCACGCAAAUGGGUUCGCCACGUUUACCCUGUUCCUCGAUGUCUUAAAUAAUCAUAUAAAGAUCGAAUCAAUGAAAAGGAUUAUGAAGAACUCGUCUUUUUCUUAUCGUCGUCGUCGUCGUCGUCGUCGUCGUCGUCGUCAUCGUCGUCAUCGUCGUCAUCGUCGUCGUCGUCGUCGUUAUCGUUAUCGUUAUCGUUAUCGUUAUUAUCGUCGUCGUCGUCGUCGUCGUCGUCGUCGUCGUCGUCGUCGUCGUCGUCGUCAUUGUCGUUAAUCGGUCCAUUUUUCAUUUUCUCUUUAACGUCCUCAAUAAUAUCACCUCACAUAACCGGGAUUUACAGUGAACAAAUCACAAUGACAAGCGAAAAAAAAACGAAAAUAUAAUUAUACAUACAUACGUACAUACAUACAUACAUACAUACAUACAUACAUACAUACGUACAUACAUACAUACAUACAUAUAUACACAUAAUAGUUUAUCCGUUAAAACGUAAGAGACAAGUGAGAUAACGAUAAAUUUACGUACGCUAAAAUACUACAUACGUCGAGGGUUGUAUCAUCUCUCUUUGUAGGCUUCGAUUUCGACGAUCUGAGUACAACAGCACAAUCAACAACAACAAAAACAAAAUAACAAUGCUAUUAACAAGCAUAAGAGAAACGGGAUGAAGAAGAUAAACAAGAACGAGAAGAAGAAAACGAUUAUUCCCGUUGUUAAGUACGUAAGCUUUUUGUGAUUCGGCGAACGAUAAUCGAUAAUUGAAUGGAGAAGAAAAAUAGUCCAUGAUCGAGAACGUUCAAGCCUGUAUAAAAAAAAAGAAAAGAAAAGAAGAGAAAAAAAAAUUAUCACGUUAAGGUAUUUAAUCGCCGUAAGCGUGCGUUGCCGUCUAUUUCAAGGAGUAAAAAAUUAUUUUAUUUCGAUUUUUGAUAAAUGAUAGAAAGAAAGAGAGAAAG